Molecule: messenger RNA, 2266 nt
Organism: Coturnix japonica (Japanese quail)
Lineage: Eukaryota; Metazoa; Chordata; Aves; Galliformes; Phasianidae
Source: RefSeq, a predicted model, not a curated record
CCCACCACCACCACCGCGGCCACGCCCACCGUAAGCCCCGCCCCCCGCGCCCCCGGCUCUUUGCUCUCAUUGGCUCCCACCCGCCCCUCCCCGGCCACGCCCCGCGCUCCCGGCUCCCUAUUGGCUCUCACCCCGACCCGCCCCCUUCGCGGCCCCGCCCGCUCUCCCGGCUCCCUAUUGGCUCUGACCCCGACUCGAGGGGGCGUGGCCUCUUUAGGCUCCUCCCCCCGCGGCCCGUUCCCUCUAUUAAGGGGCGGAGCCUCGUUCCCGCGUGGCCCCGCCUCCCCCUUCUUGGCCACGCCCCGAGGGGGCGGAGCCUGUUUGUCACGUGGCCCCGCCUCCCCCUUUUUAGCCACUCCCUGCAGGGCGGGGGGCGGGGCUUGUUUCACCCAGCGAAUGGCGUUAGGGGGCGGGGCUUGCGCUCACCGCAUCCAAUCGGCAGCCGGCUCCCCAAGAUUAGGCUCCACCUCCUGCCUCCACCGCAUCCAAUCGGGCGCCGCGUGUAACCGCUUAAACUCCGCCUCCUGCUUGCACCGAUUGGGCUGCGGCGCCGUCAGUAACACGAGAUUAACCAAUCCCUGCUGUCACCGCAUGGUGGGCGGGGCUUCCCCGGCCACGCCCCCUCGUUCUCCAUCCCCAUUCGCCGCCACCCCAGUGGGCGUGGCCUCAUCCCGCCUCUACCAAUACACCCAAUAUGGCCACCAAUACUCGGCCUCCUCCGGCUCCCAGUAUUACCAAUACGCCCAGUACUCCCAAUUCGCCUCCCAAUACUCAGCAUCAUCAUCAUCCUCAUCCUCAUCAUCCUCAUCUUCAUCCCAAUACCAAUAUGGCGCCAACCAUUACAGCGCCAUGGCUGCCGCCGCCGCUCAAUACGCCGCCGCCGUCCAACAACAGCAGGCGGCCAUUGCCGGAUCCGUAUCCACUUCCGCUUCCGGUUCCACUUCCGGGUCAGACAGCAGCCAAUAUGGCGCCGCGCACUACGCCACCGACGGGACUCAAUAUGGCGGCACCGACGGCUCCACCCAAUACGCGACAUGGAGCACGGAUGGGAGCAGCACCAACAGCGCUAAUACGGCCGGCACGGCAGCAGCGGCUACGUGGGCACAGGCCGGAACCGGGAACACCACGUGGGGGGCAUGGAUGGCGCCUGCCCCAUAACUGAACUGCAAUGUGGACAACGGCCCCGCCCCCUUCUUAAGCCACGCCCCCUUUCCCCGUAGGCUCCGCCCCCUUUGCCUUUAAGCCCCGCCCCCUUCAUUAACCCCUUCUUUAUUAAACCCCUAUCCUUUAAGCCACGCCCCCUUUGCCUUUAAGCCCCGCCCCCUUCAUUAACCCCUUCUUUAUUAAACCCCCUAUCCUUUAAGCCCCGCCCCCUUUUCCUUUAAGCCCCGCCCCUUUCUUCCUUUAAGCCCCACCCCCUUCGUUAAGCCUUGCCUCCUUUUCCUUUAAGCCCCGCCCCAUUCGUCUCUAUGCCCCUCCCCUUCAUUAACCAUCGCUUAACGCCACGCCCCCUUUCCUAAGCCCCGCCCCCAUUGAGCCCUUCUUUAUUUAGCCCCGCCCCCUUUCUCCUUAAGCCCCUCCCCCUUCGCUGAUCCCCUUCAUUAAGCCCCACCUCCUUUUCCUUCAAGCCCCGCCCCCUCAUUGACCACUUCCUUAAGCCACGCCCCUUUCCUUUAACCCCGCCCCUUCAUCAACCCCUUAAGCCCCGCCCCCUCUUAAACCCCGCCCCUUUUAGUCACCCCCCUUCAAGCCCCGCCCCCUUCAUUAACAUAUUGACACCUGCUGCCUUUAAGCCACGCCCUCUUUCCUUUAAGCUCCGCCCACUUCAUCUUUAACCCACCCCCUUUUCCAUUUAAGCCACGCCCCCUUCCUUAAGCUCCUCCCCCCUUAAGCCCCGCCCAUUUCAUUAUCCCCGUGCUUUCUUAAGCCCCUCCCCUUCUUCCUUAAGCCCCGCCCCCUUUCAACUCCCUAAGCCCCGCCCCCUUUCUCACCUGAAGCUCCACCCCCAUUCCUGAGACCACACCCCCCUUUUCCCUUCAACCAAUCAACACCCCCCUUUCUUGCCUUAAACCCCGCCCCCUUUCCUGUGACCACGCCCCCUCUUUGUAGACCACGCCCCCUUUCGUAGCCCCGCCCAUUUUCUUCUUGGCCCCGCCCCCUUUUCCUCCAGCCAAUCAACGCCCCCCAUCUCGCCUUAAGCCCCGCCCCCCUUUGUGGCCCCGCCCUCUUUCCCCGCGUGUUUUACAUAUAAAGAAAUGAGGCUCAA